This is a messenger RNA of Gasterosteus aculeatus aculeatus (three-spined stickleback), 1831 nucleotides long. RefSeq names its product GDP-L-fucose synthase. Gene Ontology annotation, molecular function: GDP-L-fucose synthase activity. The record is from RefSeq and is a predicted model, not a curated record. Lineage: Eukaryota; Metazoa; Chordata; Actinopteri; Perciformes; Gasterosteidae. Gene Ontology annotation, biological process: nucleotide-sugar biosynthetic process.
UGAUAACUACGUCACUUAGCUUAGUGGAUGUGGAGUCGGUUCCCUAAACACCAGGGUUGCCUUUUCGCCUCAGGAAAUAUUCUAACCAUCUUUUUUUCCUCGACCGCGUGACGUUUUCCACGGAGGUCUGGGAAUAGACGUUAGGAGAUGAGCUGCCAGGGUGAUCACACUGCUGCGUUCAGGGUUUUGGUGACCGGAGGAUCCGGCUUGGUGGGCCGGGCCAUACAACAUGUGGUCAAGGAGGAGGAAGGGGGAGGCAAGGAGGGGGAAGAAUGGAUGUUUCUCUCCUCCAAAGAUGCCAACCUUAUGAGCAUGGAGGAGACGAGGGCAGCUUUUGAGAAAUUCCGGCCAACCCACGUCAUUCACCUGGCUGCUAUGGUCGGGGGGCUUUUCAAGAACAUGAAAUACAACCUGGACUUUUGGAGAAACAAUGUCUACAUCAAUGACAACGUGCUGCAGGCCGCCCAUGAAUUUGCCGUGGUCAAAGUUGUUUCCUGCCUGUCCACCUGCAUCUUUCCUGAUAAGACCAAAUACCCCAUUGAUGAGACAAUGAUCCAUAACGGCCCACCUCAUGAGUCAAACUUCGGUUACGCCUACGCAAAGAGAAUGAUUGACGUCCAUAACAGGGCAUAUUUCAAGCAGCAUGGGUGUUGCUAUACAGCUGUAAUUCCCACUAAUGUGUUUGGUCCUCAUGACAACUUCAGCAUUGAAGAUGGUCAUGUGCUGCCAGGCCUUAUACACAAAGCGUACAUUGCUCAAAAGGAGGGUAAGCCCCUGGUGGUCUGGGGCUCCGGCACCCCCAGACGGCAGUUCAUCUACUCUUUGGACCUGGCUCGUCUCUUCCUGUGGGUCUUGAGAGAGUAUCCAGAGGUCGAUCCAAUCAUUCUCUCUGUUGGAGAGGAGGAUGAAGUGUCCAUCAAAGAAGCAGCAGAAGCAGUUGUGGAAGCACUGGACUUUAAAGGAGAAGUGGUGUUUGAUACCAGUAAAGCCGAUGGCCAGUUCAAAAAGACAGCCAGCAAUGAAAAGUUGCGUCGCUACCAGCCGGACUUCACCUUCACACCCUUCAAACAAGCUUUGAAGGAAACCUGCGACUGGUUUGUUGCCAACUAUGAAUUGUGCCGCAAGUGAAACUCUUGCGAACAAGCGAGCUAAACGUCGGAUGAUGGUCAGUGGAUUUUCCCGCUCUGGUGGAUUAGAAGCUGAAUAGAGAACACGGCGAUGAAGAGGUCCAUGAAAGCCAAGGCGGUGCAAAGGUGGAAGGGUGUUCCGGAAAGAUUUUUUUCGGAGUUGUUGGCCACUCUGAUUUGGACUGACCCUCACUUCAUGUCGUCUCCUCCAUCUGGACAUAUGGAGAAGUCUGUCUACGGGUGUAUUUCUCUUCGGUAUUGUGUUGUAACUUCUAAAUUCGGGAGUGGGCACAAUUUGAUAUUUUAAUCAUAGACUUCACUUAUUUUAUGCUUUAGUUUGUUUUUUUGGGUACAGCAAAAAUGUUCCCUGCCUGGUGAGUGUGUUUAACCAAAAAUCCUAAAUAUACUUUCUCAUCACCAACACCCUUAAUAACAAUUCAAUCAGUAUUUAGUGGAAUGGAGUUAUUCACACCUCAAUAGAUCAUAGGUUUAGGAUAACUCGUUUUCAUGGAAAAUGUUCACUUGAUUUUACCAUAACAUGCGCUUAUCCUAGAUUAUACGUUUUGAACUUUGUUUCGUGGGGGUGAUGUAGAUAAAACGGACACCUGCUGCUGCGCAGUGCAUUGUGUCUUUUUACGUGGGUGUUAUUUUUAGUCGGUAUAUUGGCACUGGGCACAAUAAAUGUUUUAUUAUAUUUAUAAGUG